CGUCAGGGCAGGCAGCGGCGGCCGCGGCGGGGCCUGGGGCUUGGGGCCUGGAGCCCGGGCCUGGGGCGCUGGUGAGCGGCCCCUCCCAACUCCCGGCGCGCCUCGCCCGGCUGCCCGCCUCAGUGAAGGUCAAAGCGCUUUGUUUUGCGCCACGGGCGGCCUCCUGGGCGGCGGCCCCGCGGAGGAGGCGAAGACGGCGAGAGGCGGCGGCCGCUCAAAUCUCCCGCUAGCCCGGCCCGCCCCGCGUGCGGGGGCUGUGGCGGUUACACGGCCGAGCGCGCCGGGGCGUUCAGGCUUCCCAUUUUUAAGGUGGAGACGUCCAGGACCUCUUUAUUAGAUGUUUAGGAAUUUGAGUUUUUCCGUAGGGCGAUUGUCAUCGUGAGCCUCUGUGGGGUCAGGCUGGGCUAACUGGGAUUUUGAUGUCAAUUUGGUGUGACCGAGGGCAUGUCUGACGGGGAAGAAAGUCCUUGGCGUUGCUUCUUAGCUGUUGGGAGCUGUGCGGUGCGAGCGAGAUGGGCGGCGUGCGCUCCCCGAGGACUGGCCUUAGACUAGUUACUCACGGGACUUGGUUUCCCAGCCAAGGGCUUGGCACCCCACAAGUCUCUGAAGAGGUAGUCUGCUGCUGUUUGGAGACAGGGGAUAAAAACAUUCAGAUGGCAGAUCACAGUUUUUCAGAUGGGGUGCCUUCAGAUUCCGUGGAAGCUGCUAAAAAUGCAAGUAACACAGAAAAGCUCACAGAUCAGGUGAUGCAGAAUCCUCGAGUUUUGGCAGCUUUACAGGAGCGACUUGACAAUGUCCCUCACACCCCUUCCAGCUACAUCGAAACGCAUGAGGAUGUUGUAUUUCUUACUCCCUUUUUUAGUUUACCUAAAGCAGUAAAAAGAAGAAUUAAUGCAUUGAAACAACUUCAGGUGAGAUGUGCUCACAUAGAAGCCAAGUUCUAUGAAGAGGUACAUGACUUGGAAAGAAAGUAUGCAGCACUAUACCAGCCUCUCUUUGACAAGAGAAGAGAAUUUAUCACCGGUGAUGUUGAACCAACAGAUGCGGAAUCGGAAUGGCACAGUGAAAAUGAGGAGGAAGAGAAAUUGGCUGGAGACAUGAAAAAUAAAGUAGUCAUAACAGAAAAAGAAGCAGCAACAGCUGAAGAGCCAAAUCCCAAAGGAAUUCCAGAGUUCUGGUUUACCAUCUUUAGAAAUGUAGAUAUGCUAAGUGAAUUAGUCCAGGAAUAUGAUGAACCAAUCUUGAAACACCUGCAGGAUAUUAAAGUGAAAUUUUCUGACCCUGGACAGCCUAUGUCUUUUGUGUUAGAGUUCCACUUUGAACCCAACGACUACUUUACCAACUCAGUCUUGACAAAAACCUACAAGAUGAAAUCAGAACCAGAUAAGGCUGAUCCCUUUUCCUUUGAAGGUCCUGAGAUUGUGGACUGUGACGGGUGUACUAUUGACUGGAAGAAAGGAAAGAAUGUUACUGUCAAAACCAUCAAGAAAAAGCAGAAGCAUAAGGGUCGAGGCACUGUUAGAACAAUUACGAAACAAGUACCCAAUGAGUCCUUUUUCAACUUCUUCAAUCCAUUGAAAGCAUCCGGGGAUGGAGAAUCACUGGAUGAAGAUUCUGAAUUCACAUUAGCCUCUGAUUUUGAAAUUGGACACUUUUUCCGUGAGCGGAUAGUCCCGCGGGCUGUGCUGUACUUCACUGGGGAGGCCAUAGAGGAUGAUGACAAUUUUGAAGAAGGUGAAGAAGGAGAAGAGGAGGAAUUAGAAGGUGACGAGGAGGGAGAAGACGAGGAUGAUGCGGAAAUUAACCCCAAGGUUGGUAACUUAGGGGCCACCCAGACCUACUUAUUAUGCUGCAGUCUUAGACUUUCAAAAAUGUUCCCCACUUUGAGGCAGUAGUGUUAACAAUAUUCAUUAUCCCCUAAUUAGAAAGUUUAAAAUGUGUCAGAAAAAUACUGGAAUGAUUAUUCAGACACUGUGUAUAUAAUUUGAGUGUUGAGUGUGCAUAUUCAGUGGAAGCUUUUCCAGCUGUCUCAAGCUGUGUCUUAUUUACAUAGACUCCUCAGUAGAGCAACUUGACUUUCCAAAUGUUUCAUUCUUUUAAGGUAAGGUAAUGAUUUAACCGACAACAUAAAUAAACUUUUCUUUGUGAGUGUUUGGAAAAGGUACAAAGAAGGGACUUUGGGGCUCUUUUUGUUAAGGAACAGAAUAAUGGGAUUGUGGGCAUCAUUUGACAGUUGCACUUGAGCUGAGCAUGCCCAGAUGAUAUGUCUAGAUAUCUCAUAUGUCUCAGAUAAUUUAAAAUAAAUUGGGAAGGUUUACUAAAGAAAACUGAGUUGAAAAUGAGUGGGCAACCCCAUUAAUUUUACCUGCAAAUUUAGAUUUUUAUUUGUGGUCUCAGAGUAACUUAAAUCAAGGUACUUUGACCAUUUGGCACAUUUUAAAAUCAGAACUGCUUAAAUGUCAUCCUACAUCAUCAUAAGAGUUUCCUCUUGAAAAACACGAAAUGUGUAGUUCACUUGCCUCUUAAAAUUAAUUAUAUUAUGGGCUGUCAGAAUACUAACGUUACCUGGUGUUUUUGUAAUGUGUCUCUGUCCGACUAGACGUUUUUUGCUUGUUUUUACCCUUGUUUUUUUUGGAGUGUGCACUAAAAGCUGUCAGUGUGAUAUCCUGGCUUUGUCAUCAGUUGGUUUAAACUGGCUAUUUCCAUGAAUGCAUGUUCACAGUUGUGGUUCCUUCAGGGAAGGGAUGGGAGAAGAGCUUUUAAAACUUUUUUGAGAAUGUGUCUUACAAAGACUACUCUGGGAAUAAUCAGCUCAUGGAAAUGUUCAUCUUCUAAAGUUUGGCCUGUUGAUGUGGGAGGACUGCUGAAAGUGUACCUGUGCUCAGCACCGUGGUGGUGGGCAGUGAGGGCUGUAGGAGAUCAAGGCCUGGGUCUGCCUUGCGUGCAUCACAGUGUGGGGACAGGGAAGGUGAGGGCUGUCAGUCAGCCAGUGAACAACGUUGGGUGAAUAAAUGCUGCCCAUCACUGCUCUGCGGGGUGUCUGAUGGACCCAAGGGCCAUGUGUGUUUAUUGGGCCGUGUUUCCGCCUUGUGGGUGCUGAAUGGACACUUUCAAGGUUGCAGUUGUAAAGCAAGGACUGGGGACAAUUGGCAGGGCCACCUCCUCAGACUCCGUGUACAGCUGCCUCUGUCCUUGUUGCACUUGUCUCUCCCCCUCCCUGUAUUCUGUGCCUCAGCUUCUCUUUUCCUCCCCUCUGUUGUUCUGCUUUCUUCUGUCACCUUGGAGAACCUUGAGUCUCCGUUCAUGUCCCAGGUUUCUCAAAGAGCAUUCUCACCAGCCAUUAUAGAGAACAUGAUGUGGUGGAUUACACAUGCUAACACCCCAUGAGACCUUUGAUAAACGGUUUUGUUGGUUGGGGGAGAAGGGACUAAAAACAUGUUCAGGCUAAUGGUGUGAAUGAAGUUCAGAGACGGCCGGCCGGGAUAAGGCCAAGCCUGCUGUCCCUGUCACAUGCACCUUCCAAAGAGAUGGGCAGUGUUAGAGUCUGUGCAAGCAAAAGAAAACGAGGAAGGAAGGGAGGUUUUAGUAUUGGGAGCAGUCUGAUAGAAGGGAAAAUCAUGCUUCUGCCCAUUUUGAAAGUAUGAUCUAGUGUUGAAGUUGUUCACCCCGAGUUCAGUAUCUUGCAGCCCUUUGUAUCAUGAGAAAUUGUGGCCGUUUCCUCCUGUAUAAUUUUGUGCAUUUCAUUUUCUUUCAUGCUGACAGUUCCUUUCAAUUUUUUUCCCCAUUUAGGUGUAAUUUUUGUCUGUUAAUCAUUCAUACGUUUCUAGGUAAGGUGGAAUUCCAUUCAUACCUAACUUCCAAACUUCUGAUCUAUACUUUAUACAAUGCAUUGUUUUUACUUUGAAUAAAGAGGGAGUUGCUGUCCAGGUACACUCACUGUGUCACAGGUUUGACAUAGGUGUCUGUUACAUGUACUUUUAAAAGCAACGAACCAAACGUAGAUUUGGUCCCUGCUUUCUGAGCCCAGUGUUUCUUGCUAACCAAGUAGCAAAGAUGUAACUUGGGUGUUAUUUUCAUUGCUGAUGGUACUGCUUUCCAUCAAGAGGGCCCUGGAUGGUCAGCAGUCUGCACGGUGGCACACACAGGCCACCAUAAGCAAGCAGUCCUUGCAGAGAGCAUAACACACUGGGCUGUCACAGCUGUGCUCAGAACACACACUGUGUCACAGGCAGUUGAAAUUGGCCCAUUGUCAUUACCAACACAUGUCUGUUGAAUAUCUAUACUUUUUGAAUUCAUGUUUUGUGCAGACCAAUAGGUACACAGAGGGGUAACAGCUUUUACUGCGCCAGCAUUUUUUAUCUGAAAUGUUAACUGGCAUCUGUUUUGGUGUCAGCAGUAAAAAGUACUGUUGUGAGGUUGGUGCUAGUUGAAUGAAGCAAGAACCAGUUGUAGAUGAAAGUGAGUAUCAGUAAGCCUGGAAGCUGUUUCCCACCCCACUUUCUUCAGUCCCUGUAGCUCUGCCCUGUCCUGGAAUGCUGACAGGAGGCCGUAAGUAGACAGAGGCCCUUGCCCGUGAUGAGACCUGUUCAUUCGUAGCACUCUUGGGAUGUAGUGGGAGAAACCAGAGAGGUGGGAACAAGAGGUGCCGUGAGGAACCCCACAACCAUAGCAGGGCCUCUGCAUGCCGGGAUAAGUAGGCACUCCGUUUUUAAGGGUCUCGUCACGGAACAUCAGCAUGAUCCUGGCGGCCCGUAGACCACAUGUCCUUGAGGUCUUAGCACCACCGCCUCCCUGUCUUCCUCAUGUAGGCUGCUUUCAUGGGAAACUGAUGGUACAUAGGGCGGAUGCAGCUCUUGGAAUGAUUUUGUUUUCCAGGGCCAGGUUUGAGAAUAUGCCUUUAUGUUUAAAAUUAUGUCUAGCUGCCGUUAAUUCCUGUUGUCCCCGCAUGUCUGAAGAACUUAGCCACUCUUGUUCCACCUGUACCCUCACCCACUCCUCCCAAGCCACCCCUCCCACGCCACCAGCUCUUUUGAAGAGAAUCCUCAAUGCGUGCCACCUAUCCGUAUUUCAGUAUGCGUCCCUGGAAGAGAAGGGCAGGGUGUGACAGCAGCAAUCCCCGAGGAGUGUCACACUGAGGCCACUGCCUCUUCAGCCACAGGGCUCUGGGCACUUGGGGCUUCUUCGCCAGUGCAGCUGUGGUCGAGUGUGUUUUAGUGGCAUGUCUUUGUUGCCUUUCUUAGGUCGAGUGUUAUCUGUUAAAACCCCACCUUUUAAAUGGUCCCAUGAGAGAUGAGAUUUUUUUCCUAUUAGUUGGUACCUUUUAAAAUGCCAGCUCCUCCUCCCUUGAUAAUCUUAGCAUCGAUUGAUGACUCAACCAUCAUUAAAAUUUGUGACAUGAGAUAAAGGAUGCUUCAGUUUGGGAGUUUAGGUGUAGUUUUUUUUUUUUUUUCGGCAUGUAUCACAAGCUAAAAACAAUUGGUGUCUCUCAUACGUAAAAUUCACUUCUAAAACUCCUGUCAGUCACUUGCAGAAGCUCCAGUGUGCUGUGUGAGCACCAAAGCCUGGCAAGGGUGGACCACGUGCUGCCUGCCUUCCCAGAGGGGGCUGUGCCCUCAAGGCGCAAGGGAGGCAGCUUUUCCCAGAGUCAGGUACAUGGCCUACUCCCCUCCAACAAGGCACUGGGUCAUGACACCGGUCUUGAGAGUCUGUUCUAUGCGGACUCUAUUCCCUCUAGCAGUCUUCACCCAGUAUAUUGGUUUUAUUUAGAACAGAUGAAUACUACAUUCUGGUGGUUGAAAAUACUUAUUACAUCAUUUCUGCAACUUAGGAUAAUUUAGAUUUAUUUCUGGUUGAGCAUUCCAAAUCUGGAAUCCUCCUGUGAGCAUUUUCUUUGUCUUGGGUUCCAGAUUUUGGAGUAUCUCAGAUUUGGGAUUUGGGAUGCUCAAUCUGUGGUAGGAUAAAUUAUAAAAUCCUGUGUAUGACAUGACAUAGUAUUUGCAUUAUUUAAAUGUACAUAAAGAUGGAGUCUGUUACCAGCCCCAGUCUUCCCCGUCCCUGCACAGCUCCUUUACUGACCUCCCAUUUUCUAGGCGAGUCCCUUGGUGGAGGCACACUGUCCCACUCCUCCCCUCACUGCUCCAGCUCGGGGCACCCUGCAUCCCCCACACUCCUAAGGCCAAUGGCGCAGUGCUUUUGGCCACUGCACUGGGCCACCUUCGGUCUACCCUUGAAUGUCAGAUUGACAUGGCGAGGGUUUUUGGUCAGCCUCGUUUUGUCUCAGCCAGGCUUUUUGGGCAGCCUCUGGGAUGGCUGAGAUUGGGAGCUUAGACCAAGGUUCAAGGUUAUUGAUUUUGUUUUUUGCAUCUUUUAUACAUAUUUUUUUGGCCAUCCCUUAAAUGUGGUUUCCAAAAGAAUGAACUGUAGCCUCAGCUUAUACCAUGGAAGAUGUCAUUUAUGGUAACCCAGGGAUCUUUUUGCCCCAUACGGUACAAGUUCUUAGGUUCCAUAGGUACGCUGGAUUAAGAGCAAUUUGUAAUCUUAGCCAGAAAUCAUAGAUUACAGGUUCGUAAAGUUACUAGCUCAGAAGCAUUAGCAAGAUCGUGAUGUAUUUCUUAGGCUAUUGUUGGCCUCCACACAAAUUCAUGGAGUUGCUGGAUGUGGUUUAAAGGGUACAAGAUCUCUGUGUUAGAUAAUAUUGGAGUUAAUCCAUUCCUCUGGGAGGGGAAUCAUGUUUCCCGGAUGCUGUUACUGGAAGGAUAGCAUUGCCCCUUGGUGAGACUGUUAGGAGAGUGAGUGACGGAUGGAGCUCUUGGGAGCGGCAGCUCGUCAUUUGUUGGUGCAGUACAGGCCACCAUAAGAGGAUGGAUCUGCCGGGGUGCUCCCUGGUAGUACAAAGAGCAGGAACCCGCUAGAGGAGAGAUUUGCUUUCCAUGAGCACCAAGGGUCUGGCCUACCCCGAGACAGAUGUGCCCUUGAGAAGUGAGGACUGUUGGCACCAAGAGGGGUUGCCUCCGCAGUGGCCUUCCUGGGUGAAGCUGCCCGUGUUGAGCGCACUGUGCUCUGUGUGGGCAGGGGUGCUGGCUGCUUCCCAGCCCUUUCAUGGGCAGCCCCCUGGAGCUCCACCACCCCAUGGAGCCCCAAAACCCUCCUGCUGAACAUGCCAUGAGUUUGAAUGCUUCAGGGCAUACCUUUAAAAACAAAAUAAGCAGCCCUGCUUUGACUGCGGGCGUAGGGGGAGUUAGCUUUGUUUUUGUCACUAUUUUUAAAAGUAUAUUUGCAGUAACCAUUUUUGUCAAUGAGAAUGAACUCAUUCAGUCUUGGCUUUCGUUGUUGAUUGGAGCUAAUUGGUGAAUGGAGCUGGCUUUGCUCUCUACAAGCCUUGUCUUUUUCAUUGACAGAAGGAACCCAGCCAGCCAGCGGAAUGCAAGCAGCAGUAGGAAGCGGAGGCGGGUGCCUGGCAGACCGGCUGUCGGGACUCCAGGCCUGUGGGUGGGGCCUCGGUCCUUGCCGCAGCACAAUCCCGUGGACAGAGCUUACUCCAUCUAACUCGUUUUCAAGUGCAUGAUUUUCACUUUCACUUUUCCUUUUUCCUUAUUAUUUUGCUUAACUUGUACAGUGGCAACUGAAAUGCAUUUCAGAAAUAGGAGGUUUCGUCCAGCACCCUCUGCAGCCUUGGUGCCUGUAGCUCUGGACUUGCCUGGGCCUUUCCCUGUGGGAGGGCCCUGUAGACCACAUCGGGGUGGGGUGGGGGUCACUUGGCAAAAGGGCCGAGGUCUGGUGAUGUGGUUCCCAGGAUCUAGAACCUCUCCCACCCCUCCUGCAGUUGGACUGAAUUCUUCCUUUUCAUCCGAAGAAACCCACUUGCCGUUUCCAGCCGCUUAAUCUGCUGAGUGUGCAGCCUGCGUCACCUGUUGUAUGCUUAUCAUCUCAGAAGGGCUGUGUAGAGUAGGGCCGUGUUCUCCUUAGGAUGUUGCUUCUUGAUUUUUUUUUUUUUUUUAAGGGGUGGGUCAGGGUUGUGACACACCAGCCCAGGUGAGAGCUGAUGCGGUUCACCUCAUAUUUAUUUAUCCCUUCUUGCCUGUGAGGACUGCGGCUUUUUGCUGUCGCUCGUCCUUAACAUUUCUGAACCACCUUGGUGACCUGAGCAGGAAGAUGUGCCACUUCUUAGCAGGAGCAAGGCCUGUGUGGAAGAAACGCUGCUCCCUGCCACCAGGGCUGAAGAUGCGAGCCCGUCCUCACGACGCAGGCGCCACCCUGCUGCCGGAACUGGGUUUCGGCAGUCUUCUCCAGUGAGGGACUGGGCUGGGAAGUCCUGCGUUUCAGUUGAGCGUAUGAGCGUCAAGUCCUGCUUUCUCAGUAGCCCCAUUGCUGGGCCCCACCAUUCAUCCUGUCUGAAAGUCCUGGGUUUGGUGUGACCGCUUGGCGGCUGGUGGGUGGGGUUUUCAAGUAGGUGACGGCGCUCUCCGGCAGCCGGGGAUGGCCGUGUCCGCACUGACCAGGCCUGUGGAGAGUGCUCAGCCUAACCUUAGAACACAUUUGUAACUGAAUACAGUGUUUUCAAUUUGUACAGAAUAGUUAGAAUAUUCUAUUAAAGUUGUGAAACAUUGA
Messenger RNA from Symphalangus syndactylus (siamang), 8607 nucleotides. It is a transcript of the gene NAP1L4, whose product is annotated as nucleosome assembly protein 1 like 4. NCBI's taxonomy places the organism in Eukaryota, Metazoa, Chordata, Mammalia, Primates, Hylobatidae. The record is from RefSeq and is a predicted model, not a curated record. Gene Ontology annotation, biological process: nucleosome assembly. Gene Ontology annotation, cellular component: nucleus.